AUGGCACAGACAACUUACUCAACUGACUCAGGCCCGUUCGGUAUGACAGUAGUUGAUGUUAAUAAUGAUAGUAAACCCGAUAUUAUUGUCACAAACCUUAAAAGUAACACUAUCAGUGUUUUCCUAAACAUCGGCAACGGUAGGUUUACUGCACAAACAACUUACUCAGUUGGCACAUCGCCAAACAGUGUAAAAGUAGUCGAUGUCAAUAACGACAGUAAACCUGAUAUUAUUGUCUCAAACGUUUUUGAUAACAACGUCGGUGUUCUCCUCAACAUCGGCAACGGUACAUUUACUGCACAGACAACUUACUCUACUGGCGUAGGUCCAUACAGUGUGGUAAUAAAUGAUGUCAAUAACGACGGCAAACCAGACAUUAUUGUUCCAAACGCCGGUAGUAACAAUGUCGGUGUUCUCCUCAACAUCGGCAACGGUACAUUUACUUCACAAACAACUUACUCUACUGGCAUCCAUCCAUACAGUGUAGAAGUGAUUGAUGUCAAUAAAGACGGCCAACCAGACAUUAUUGUUCCAAAUUAUGAUAGUAACUACGUUAGUGUUUUAUUCAACAUAGGCAACGGCACAUUUAGUGAACAAACAGCUUACUUAACUGGCAGUGGUCCUUACGGUAUAGCAAUAGCCGAUGUUAAUAGCGACAGCUAUCCAGACAUUAUUGUUACAAACUCCGGUAGUGACACCGUCGGUGUUCUUCUCAACACAGGUAAUAACACGUUUACUGAACAAACAACGUACUCAACUGGAUCCCAUCCUCUAAAUGUGGCAGUGGCUGAUGUGAAUAAUGACGGCAAACCCGACAUUAUUAUCGCGAACUAUUUUAGUAAUAAUGUCGGUAUUCUUCUCAACAUAGGUAACGGUAUAUUUACUGCACAAGCAACUUAUCCAACUGGCAACAAUCCCCGAGAAGUGGUAGUGGUCGAUGUCAAUAACGACAGCAAACCCGACAUUAUAGUCACAAAUGAAUGGAGUAACAAUGUCAGCGUUUUAUUGGCUUAUUGA
Messenger RNA from Adineta steineri, 1017 nucleotides. NCBI's taxonomy places the organism in Eukaryota, Metazoa, Rotifera, Eurotatoria, Adinetida, Adinetidae. The record is from the annotation of a GenBank genome assembly.